ACAAGUAUCAGAAUAAAUAGGUUAUUUAUUUCAGUAUUUUUAAUUUCUUAUUAAAUUAGUUUUCUGACUCCGUCAACAAUUGACUUUUUAUGUGGUCAUAAUUAAACUGUUUAGGUGGUAAGUCUUGUACGAUUGGUAGAAAUGAUUCGAAAACCAUCAGUUUUCAUAUAUUAUAUAAUUAGCCUUGGCUUAAUGACAUCAUAUAUUUUCGCACGUGAUCACUGCAUAUUCCAUUUUUCCGAGUGUGAUCCUGAUUCUAAACAAUCCUGUUGUGAACCGUAUCAGUGUGUGCUGGACCAAACUGAAUUUGUACAGCGGGGCAUUUCACGAUUCAUAUGUGCAAAGAACGUAACACUGGGCAGUCCUUGUAAUAGAUUUAUCGAUUGCUUGCCGAUAGCUAACGCUAAAUGUUCGGAAAAUAAUACAUGUGUUUGUCAAUUUGGUUCUUAUGAAUACAACGACACGAUUUGUUUGCAUAAAAAAGUAUAUGGAGCAUUAAAAUCUGAGUUUAAUGUUUAUUAUCGCAGCGCAACUUAUGGAAGAUUUCGCCUGAAAGAGAACUUUACUUCGGAAUCUGGUCUUCAUAGAGAAUCGAAAACAAAAUGGGGUGAUCCGUGUACCAUGUGUAUAACAAAUCCCAACGGUCUCUUGUGCAACAUUGAAAAUCGGGUGGUACUUGAUUCUACAUUCUAUUUCCCAGAAUGUGCGUGUCCGAACCGAACAAAGUUUAACGCAAGCAGUUUAUCUUGUGAACAACCAGAAUUCAAUGAUUGCUCCAGCAAUAAGGAUUGUAGCGACCUCGAUUAUGCUUCAUGUUCUGGAGGUAAAUGUAGUUGCUUACAAAAUUAUCAACCCGUAAACGGACGGUGUUUGGGAAAUCUUGGCGCAAAGUGUAACCAUGAUAUUGAUUGCCGUGUUUUUAAUGCAAUCUGUCAAUCAAGUAGGUGUCAGUGUGAAUACGGCUAUUAUGAAACAUAUGGUUUAUGCAGAAAGUACGCAGAAAAAGUAGAAGGAGAUUGCCGCACCAAUAAGACUUGUGAGCUCCUCGAUCAUACUUCAUGUUCUAUUAGCAACAAAUGUCGUUGCUUACCAAGUUAUAUAAAUGUCAACGGAACUUGCCGUAAACAUAUUCACAUGAAAAAUAGCGCUGAACCAGAGCUUACUGUUAAAAAACACACUUGUCAAGCCGAUCAUUAUUAUGAAAACGGUCACUGCCAUGCGUACGCGAAAAGACUGAACGAUCACUGUGCCAGCGAAAAAGCUUGUGAACGUCUAACUCUUACCUCAUGUCUUAAUGGUCGAUGUAACUGUUCCAAGUUCAAUAUCAUGUGCAAGGUGUUAAACGUAUGGAGUUAUUUUGUUUGAUUAUGCAGAUCUCUUCAGCUCAACUGGACUCAGGAGCAGUAAGCAGUUUUCUUGCAGAAAAACCAUUCCCGUUACCAUUGUCUGCCCUUAUAUUGUUUCUAGAUUUUUACGUUUUUAUGCAUGACAAUUAUUGACACAUUCAUUUUACCAUUCUCAUAAUUGAUAACUAUUGUAUUGCUAUAAGUACCAUCAGUAAA
Messenger RNA from Microplitis demolitor, 1562 nucleotides. Its product is annotated as prion-like-(Q/N-rich) domain-bearing protein 25. Lineage: Eukaryota; Metazoa; Arthropoda; Insecta; Hymenoptera; Braconidae. The coding region runs from base 142 to 1365 and encodes 407 amino acids. The transcript has 7 exons. The record is from RefSeq and is a predicted model, not a curated record.